This is a messenger RNA of Anguilla anguilla (European eel), 2266 nucleotides long. RefSeq names its product fatty acid amide hydrolase 2a (gene faah2a). NCBI's taxonomy places the organism in Eukaryota, Metazoa, Chordata, Actinopteri, Anguilliformes, Anguillidae. The record is from RefSeq and is a predicted model, not a curated record. Bases 416 to 2002 code for a protein of 528 amino acids. The transcript is spliced from 11 exons.
GCAAGGGGGUUUAGGCUAAAACACAGGUGCGCAUAAAACCACAGAUUCAGGGGACACGCCGAUCAAUUUUGCGAGACCGCAUGACCGUGAACCUGUAUUAGGUUUAAACAACGGGGGUUUACCUUGAUACAGUCUAUGAUUUAAACUCGUUCUGAACUCUAACCCGCUGCAAAGCUAAUGACAUAGCAGCCGCCGCACAAGGUUAGCUCUCUUUUUCUUUUUUAGAGCAUUAUAUGUUUCACUUAACUGAGCCAACAGGAAGACAGCUGAGUCAGAACGGACCACAGCUUAAUUCGGUUUGACCUCCUGUACGGUGGCAAUAUGUAACGACCCGUUGCAUGCUGGGAACCGUGCUGCUUCAAUUCAUUCGAGUCAGGAAACGAAACACUUGUUGUAUCCGACCGAAUUUUUCGGCAUGGCGCUGACCCGUCUUGAACGGUUCUUAACCUGGGUGUUGCGCGCAUUUGUGGCGUUUCUGUUCGCCGCCUUUCAGCUGCUUGCACCCCGGCAGUCGGACGGGUCCUCUAAACUCCCACCAAUCACAAACCCUCUGCUGAUGAUAUCGGGGAUACAGCUCGCGCAGAAGAUACGCCGAAAGGAGGUAAUGAGUGUAGAGGUGGUCCAGGCAUAUAUUGAUCGCAUCCAGGAGGUCAAUCCCCUCAUUAACGCCAUGGUUAAGGACAGGUUCAGUGAAGCUCUCCAGGAGGCCGCUCAUGCGGACAGGCUGGUGCAGGAGGAGGAGGGGGGAGAGGAGGCUCUGCAGCAUCGCCUCCCCCUGCUGGGCGUUCCCUUCACUGUCAAAGAGUCCUUCAAGCUGCAGGGCAUGCCGAACAGCACAGGACUGCUGUCGAGGAGGGGUGUGGUCUCCCAAGGCGACGCCCCCCCCGUAGCGUUGCUGAAGAGGGCGGGGGCGAUUCCACUGGGCGUCACAAACUGCAGUGAGCUCUGCAUGUGGCUGGAGUCCCACAACCGCCUGUACGGCAUCACCAAAAACCCCUACAACACUGAGCGCAUACCUGGCGGCAGUUCAGGAGGGGAGGGCAGUAUUUUGGCGAGCGGGGGUUCUGUCAUCGGCGUGGGCUCAGAUAUCGGGGGCAGUAUCCGCAUACCCGCCUUCUUUAACGGCAUCUUCGGCCACAAACCCACCCCAGGUGUGGUGUCUAAUGAGGGUCAGUACCCUCCUGCCUCAGAGCAGCAGCAGAGCUUCCUGUGCACAGGACCCAUGUGCCGCUACGCCGAAGAUCUGCUCCCUCUGCUCAGGAUCAUGGCAGGACCCAGCGCAGAAAAGCUGUCUCUCUCCUCGGAGGUGGACCUGAGUAAGCUGAGGUUUUUCUCUGUGCCUCAUGAUGGUGGUUCCCCCCUCAUGUCCCCCGUGGACCAGGAGCUCCUGGAGGCUCAGAGAAAGGUGGUGGAGCGUCUGGAGACAGACCUGGGGGUGAAAGUACAGAAGCUGCAGCUCCCCCAGCUCAGAUACUCCUUCCAAAUCUGGGGAGCAUUGAUGGGGGCUCCAGGGAAGGACGGAAAGCCGCCCAAGACCUUUGCAGAGCUGAUGGGGGGUGAAGGCAAGAGGGUGUGGCCUGUCUGGGAAAUGGCCAAGUGGAUGCUGGGACGGUCCUCCCAUACCAUGCCUGCUAUCGGUCUGGCUCUGAUGGAGAUGGUGCAGAGCUCUCGGCCCUCCCCGUUUGUCCUACAGCAGAAGGAGGAGCUACAGACACAGCUUGAGGAGCUUCUGGGUACAGAUGGGGUUCUGCUGUACCCCACUCACCCCCACAUCGCUCCCAAACAUCACCACCCUUUCUUCACCCCCUUCAACUUUGCUUACACAGGGAUCUUUAACAUCCUGGGGCUGCCGGUGACUCAGUGUCCUGUGGGACUGAGCAGGGAGGGUUUACCCCUGGGGCUGCAGCUGGUUGCCGGGAAACGGCAGGAUCACCUGACUCUGGCAGCCGCCCUGCACCUGGAGAGAGCAUUCGGGGGCUGGAGGGACCCAGGGACUGUCUAAACACACACACACACACACAAUACACACACACACACACUCACUCUACACACUAUACACACACACACACAAGCGAUAAAACAGAAUGAUAACUGAUUAAAGGACAGCUUCUAUCUAUUCAAAGUAUUACAUCAAACUGCUUAACACACUGUACACACAGUACUUACACACAUGUGCUCCCACAGACAUGCACAAACUGCUUAACACACUGUACACACUACUUACACACAUGUGCUCCCACAGACAUGCACAAACUGCUUAACACAC